Messenger RNA from Ziziphus jujuba (common jujube), 1745 nucleotides. RefSeq names its product sugar transport protein 1. Gene Ontology annotation, molecular function: monosaccharide transmembrane transporter activity. Gene Ontology annotation, cellular component: membrane. The record is from RefSeq and is a predicted model, not a curated record. The coding region runs from base 40 to 1569 and encodes 509 amino acids. Lineage: Eukaryota; Viridiplantae; Streptophyta; Magnoliopsida; Rosales; Rhamnaceae. Gene Ontology annotation, biological process: monosaccharide transmembrane transport. The transcript is spliced from 4 exons.
UAGUUUUCCAUUCCUGUUCCACGUUAGAGUAGCAGGGACAUGGCUGGAGGUGCUAUAGCUACUCAAGGAGGGAAGCAGUACCCAGGAAAACUCACCGGUAGAGUUUUUCUAACUUGCGUUAUUGCAGCUACAGGAGGUUUGAUUUUUGGCUAUGAUCUUGGUAUUUCAGGUGGAGUUACAUCCAUGGAUUCGUUCUUGAAGGAAUUCUUUCCAGCAGUAUACAAGAAGGAAUCUUCAGUGAAACCCACAGACAAUCAAUACUGCAAAUUCAACAGCCAAACGUUAACACUUUUCACUUCAUCCCUUUACCUAGCUGCACUCCUCUCUUCCAUCAUCGCAGCGCCGGUGACCAGAUGGUUGGGUCGGAAAACUACCAUGCUUUGCGGUGGUCUUCUUUUCCUAGCUGGUGCAAUUGUCAAUGCCUUUGCUCAAAAUGUUUACAUGCUCAUCGUCGGUCGCCUUUUUCUCGGCUUCGGUAUAGGCUGCGCCAAUCAGUCGGUGCCAAUCUACGUGUCUGAGAUGGCACCGUACAAGUACAGAGGUGCUUUAAAUAUGAUGUUUCAAUUUUCAAUCACCAUUGGAAUUCUAGCGGCGAAUCUGCUCAACUAUUUCUUUGCUCAAAUAGAAGGAGGUUGGGGAUGGAGAUUGAGUUUAGGUGGAGCUGCUGUUCCCGCCAUUAUCAUCUCCAUCGGAGCUCUUUGCCUUCCCGAGACACCCAACUCGUUGAUCGAAAGAAACAAGUACGAAGAAGCCAAGCAGCAACUCCUGAGGAUCCGCGGAAUUCCGAAUGUCGACGAUGAAUUCAACGAUCUUAUAGCUGCAAGUGAGGCAUCCAAUGAGGUUAAACAUCCAUGGGCCACUUUGUUGACGAGAAAAUACAGACCUCAGCUCGUUUUCGCCGUCGGAAUUCCGGCUUUCCAACAACUCACAGGCAUGAAUGUGAUCACUUUCUAUGCACCGGUGCUGUUCAAAACCAUCGGUUUCGGAAGUAGUACCGCGUUGAUGUCUGCUGUUAUUAGUGGUACUGUAAAUGCUGUCGCAACGCUUGUUUCCAUUUUUACUGUUGAUAAAGUUGGAAGAAGAACUCUCUUCCUAGAAGGAGGUGCCCAAAUGUUCAUCACCCAGGUUAUUAUUGGAAUAGGAAUUGCAAUUAAAUUUGGAUUGAGUGGAAACCCUGGAGAAUUACCAAAAUGGUAUGCAAGUGCGUUGGUGAUAUUCAUCUGUAUAUAUGUUGCUGGAUUUGCAUGGUCUUGGGGACCUCUGGGUUGGUUGGUUCCCAGUGAGAUUUUCCCACUUGAAGUUCGAUCUGCUGCUCAGAGUGUCAAUGUUUCAGUGAAUAUGAUCUUCACCUUUGGCAUUGCACAAGUAUUCACAGCUUUGCUCUGCCAUGUGAAGUUUGGUCUGUUCCUUAUCUUUGCCUUCUGUCUGCUAGUGAUGAGCUUUUUUAUAUACAAAUUGUUGCCUGAGACCAAGGGAGUCCCCAUUGAAGAGAUGGGUGUUGUCUGGAGGAAUCAUCCUUAUUGGAGAAAGUUUGUCAAAGAAGAAGAAGAUAAUAAGGUCUCUAUUUAAAUAUUUAAACUGUUUGACAAAUUUUGUAAUAUUUUAGCUUGACUUUGGUUCUUUUGUUUUUUUCUUUGCAAAUUAUUACCAUUUUUGGUUAAAGUUGUUUGGCUCUUUUAUUUAUUUUUGGUAAUGGUUAUUUUAGUAAAUUUUUAUUUAAAAGCUCAUAAUUCAAUUUUUUUCUU